AUGGCGGCGUUGUCUGCUCGAAGGCGUGGAGUCGUCGGAUGUUGCUGCUCGAUUGACGAUGCCAAGCAUUCAUCGCGCCUCGCCGAAAGCGCCCCGAAUCGCAUCGAGAAGAGUCUUUCGCAUACCCAGCCGGCCGAUCAAAACAGCAAGGAGAUACUCAACAUCAAGUGCACCUUCAAUGGCUUCAUCAACACCACAGAGUCAGGCGUCGAUCCCGAGCAGAUCACUAUCAUCCAGACUCCCACAGAGUUCUAUGAAACACUCAAGAGCCUAUUCGAGGUCCGCUACCUGAUGCAAAUCCUAAGAAGGUGUACUGACGAGAUGCAGGAGAAAGUCUCAAAAGCACAACGUCGGAUCUACCUCAGCACGCUGUACAUUGGCAAGACUGAGCAUGAAUUCAUCUCGACGAUCCGCAAUGCCUUGGCCAAGAACCCAGACCUACGCGUCUCCUUCCUCACAGACUCUCUUCGUGGAACCAGAGAAACACCAGAGGCAUCAACAGCAUCACUUCUAGUCCCACUAAUCACAGAGUUCGGUCCCGAAAGAGUCGAGGUUCGCAUGUACCACACGCCCAACCUCACUGGUCUGAGAAAGAAGUACAUCCCCAAACGCAUCAACGAAGGCUGGGGUCUGCAACACAUGAAGCUCUACGGCGUCGACGACGAAAUCAUCAUGUCUGGCGCCAACCUCUCCAGCGACUACUUCUCCAACCGCCAAGAUCGAUACCACCUCUUCCACUCCAAAGAGCUAACCGAGUACUUUUCCAAAAUCCACUCCGGCGUUGCAAGCCUCUCAUUCGACCUGCAGCCCUCCACCGCCCCAGAAUCAGGCGGCUACACCAUGUCCUGGCCGUCCAGUAACCCCGCGCCAUCCCCCCUCGACUCGCCCUCAAAAUAUCGCGACGCCGCCUCAAAACACCUCUCCCACUUCCUCCUGCCCUCCAACUCCCCGAAAGCAUUAUCAACUACGAACACCUCUACAACAACAAUCUACCCCAUCCUCUCUCUCGUCCCUCUCCUUGCCACAUCCACCGAACUCCCCGCCCUGACCCACAUCCUAACAUCCCUCGCCCGUCCACCCCUGCAAUCCUCCUCCUGGACCUUCACAGCCGGCUACUUCAACAUGACGCCCUCCUUCCGCCGGAUGCUGCUCGCCACACACCCAGUUUCGGGAACAGUACUCACCGCGCAUCCGCACGCGAACGGAUUCUUCGGGUCCAAGGGAGUAAGCGGGAUGUUACCCGCGGCGUAUACACACUUGGCCAAGCAAUUCCUCAGGAAAGUGAGGCACGAGGGGUUGGAGGGCAAUGUGCGGUUGAAGGAGUGGCAAAAGGGUAUGGUGGGGGAGAAGGAAGGAUGGACGUAUCAUGCCAAGGGGCUGUGGGUCACGUUUCCAUCUACAUCUACUUCCGAUACUGCUGCAGCAGAAGAGCCGAGUUUGACGGUCGUGGGCAGCUCGAAUUACACGAAGCGCUCGUAUGAGCUGGAUCUCGAGGCGAAUGUGGUGAUCGCUACGUCGGAUCCUGGCUUGCGCAAGAGGCUUGGGGAGGAGGUCAAGUGGCUGGGCGAGUACGCGAAGGAGGUUGAUGAGAGCGAGUUUGAGAAGCCGGAGAGGAGGGUGGGCAUGAGCGUGCGGUUGAGCAUGUGGCUUGUUAGAGUGCUUGGUGGGGCUUUAUAGAUGUUUAGAACUUCAAUUCGCAAAUAGAGACGUGUAACGUAUCAAAGACCGGUCUGUAUAUUAUGAAAGAAAGCUACUGUCAA
Messenger RNA from Parastagonospora nodorum SN15, 1760 nucleotides. RefSeq lists its product as hypothetical. Gene Ontology annotation, cellular component: mitochondrion. Gene Ontology annotation, biological process: cardiolipin biosynthetic process. Gene Ontology annotation, molecular function: CDP-diacylglycerol-glycerol-3-phosphate 3-phosphatidyltransferase activity. The transcript is spliced from 4 exons. The record is from RefSeq and is a predicted model, not a curated record. Bases 1 to 1677 code for a protein of 558 amino acids. NCBI's taxonomy places the organism in Eukaryota, Fungi, Ascomycota, Dothideomycetes, Pleosporales, Phaeosphaeriaceae.